GGAUUUGCCCGUUUUAACAUGGGUUGGAAACCCCGUUCCACCCUCUUCCGUUCGCUGUCCACAAGCGAGAUGCCAGGCGUUACAGUGAAAGACGUCAAUCAGCAGGAGUUCGUCCGUGCCCUGGCGGCUUUCCUGAAAAAGUCAGGAAAACUGAAGGUGCCUGACUGGGUGGACCUUGUCAAGCUGGGUAAGCACAAGGAGCUGGCCCCCAGUGAUGAGAACUGGUUCUACAUCAGAGCUGCAUCUACAGUUCGCCACCUUUACCUCCGAGGUGGUGCUGGUGUUGGUUCCAUGACCAAGAUCUAUGGUGGUCGCAACAGGAACGGUGUGUGCCCUGCCCACUACAGUGUAGGAUCAAAGAACGUGGCCCGCAAGGUGCUGCAGGCGCUUGAGCUGCUCAAGAUGAUUGAGAAGGAUCCCAAUGGUGGUCGCAGACUAACCUCCCAGGGAACCAGAGACCUCGAUAGAAUCGCUGGCCAGGUUGCAGCUGCCGCUUUACACUGGAGCCCUUAUGUCUGUGUUUGCUCCUGUUAAAGACAGUUGUGAGCC
Acanthochromis polyacanthus (spiny chromis) is the source of this 549-nucleotide messenger RNA. It is a transcript of the gene rps19, whose product is annotated as ribosomal protein S19. Gene Ontology annotation, cellular component: cytosolic small ribosomal subunit; ribosome. The record is from RefSeq and is a predicted model, not a curated record. Gene Ontology annotation, molecular function: structural constituent of ribosome; RNA binding. Lineage: Eukaryota; Metazoa; Chordata; Actinopteri; Pomacentridae. Gene Ontology annotation, biological process: translation; ribosomal small subunit assembly. The coding region runs from base 19 to 534 and encodes 171 amino acids. The transcript is spliced from 6 exons.